Molecule: messenger RNA, 1130 nt
Organism: Schistosoma bovis
Lineage: Eukaryota; Metazoa; Platyhelminthes; Trematoda; Strigeidida; Schistosomatidae
Source: the annotation of a GenBank genome assembly
AUGGAAGGUAUUCUACGAGGUCACUUGGAUACCGAUCUAUCAGCAAUUGGGUUGGAACAAGCUAGGGAUAUUCGGGCCCUCAUUAACCAAAGCAAACCAGAUAUUAUUAUUUCAAGUGAUCUAAAAAGAGCUAGAUACACGGCAUAUGAGAUAACCGACCCGUCUGCUAUUGAACUGGAAUCACGAAUACGUGAAAGAAACUUCGGAUCUCUUACUGGUCGCCCAAGAUCUGAAGUUCAGCAAUUCACAGAAACAAAUUUCAAGACUGGAUUUGAAUGUGAUGGCUGGCGCAACAUUGGUGGAGAAUGUACUCAUGAGAUGGCAAGUCGGACAAAUGACUUCCUUCUGGAUCUGUGUUCUCGUCUUGUAGAAACAAGGGUGAAGCAUACCAACGUUUCUUGUCAAGAUCCUUUUCCAAUCAUAGGGUCUAGUGAUUUGCUACCGAUGGGGAAGCUAAUUUGUAAGAAUCUUGAUGUCUUUCCAAAUGUAAAUGCCAAAGCUGCAGAAUCGCCUAUAUCCACUUAUGCAGGACAUGUUCUUAUUGUAGGUCAUGGCGGUUGGAUUCGUCAGUUUUUGAGGCUUUUAGCCUUUCAUUCAAUGUACAGACAGAAUUUCCCAAAGCAAUGUGUCAACUCGGUAAUGAACAACUGCGGAAUAUGCCAAGUAGGCGUGGCUUUUGAUAUUUGCAGUCUUGAAGCUUAUCAAAAGUGUCCACAAUAUGAACGUGGAGUUUCUAUGUCCCCUCUCCCUGUUUUCGGUAAUAUUAUGACUCACAGUGAGACAUCUAGUGUGAAGAAAUCCAUUCAGUGUUCCUAUAUUCAUUUAGCUAAUCCUAGUUUACCUAUUAUGACGGUCUGUUACCAAUUCAAUGCCACAAAAUCAUUACUUGAAAAGCAUGAACGUUUACAGCGUGAGCCUCAUUAUCUAACAAUUCCUACUGAUGAAACAUGUUUACAAGAAGAAAGAAUACCUCAAGAUGACGGAGAUGAGUAUGCUGGAUAUCCACUGAACAAAUAGACAAAUUCAAAUCACAGAUAUGUAGAUAUUUUAGUUAUUUUGUAGCAAAAAAGUAAAUUUUUAAUGGCUUAGUAAUUUAACUAAUGUCUGGUUGCUACCCUGUAACUGUCGGU